This is a messenger RNA of Ictalurus furcatus (blue catfish), 8874 nucleotides long. RefSeq names its product myomegalin. Bases 531 to 7412 code for a protein of 2293 amino acids. The record is from RefSeq and is a predicted model, not a curated record. NCBI's taxonomy places the organism in Eukaryota, Metazoa, Chordata, Actinopteri, Siluriformes, Ictaluridae. The transcript is spliced from 49 exons. Gene Ontology annotation, molecular function: zinc ion binding. Gene Ontology annotation, cellular component: microtubule organizing center; nucleus.
AAUGUAGUCUUGCAUAGUGUUAUGUGUUGGUCCUGGAAGAACGACAUUUGGUUCCAAUGUAUACAAGCUGUAUAGAGGAAUGACAAUUUAAACCCAUUUGACACUUGACUUGUAGGCGAAUAAAUAAAUAAAUAAAUAAAUAGAGAAAAGAAAAGAAGUAAUAAAGUUUGUACAAAUGUGACGCAUGACCAGGGGAUCCCCUUGCCACGUUUUAAUUGGGUCACACAGACACACGACCCACAUCCAGAAUGUUCAGUGGUGCACGUGUAAAUAAAUGUAGGACACCCGUUCUGUAAACCGCGCGAGAGAGGGCGCGAGCUGAGAGGAGGGUCGCGCGAGAUAACGGCGCUCAGCAUCCUCUCUCUCUCUCUCUGCUCAAACACAAUGCAGUGAUGGAGCACUUCGCGUUGCGGCAUUAAAAAAAAACAAACAAAGAAGAAGCACGAAUCCUUUUUUGUUUUUCUGUGGAUCUGAAGGAUCGCAAUAAAAAUGUAGGAGAAAGGGACACUCAGGGCUGCGGGUGGAACAGGAUGGAAUGGCUUGAUGAAUCAGGGUUACCGAGCUGGCCUGCAAGCGAGAGGGAAUGCAUUGUCGAUCAACAGGGCAAUGUGUGCAGGAACACUGGUCACGUGACAGAUUAUCUGAGUGAUGACACAGAGAAAGCACCAUCGCUUCAAGCUCACACACUGAGAGAAUUUGAACAGCACCUCACUGACCUGAAGAAGGAGAACUUCAGCCUCAAGCUGCGCAUCUACUUCCUGGAAGAAAGGAUCCAGCAGAAGUACGAGAACAACAGUGAUGAUGUCUACCGAACGAACAUCGAGCUGAAGGUGGAGGUUGAGAGCUUGAAGCAGGAGUUACAGGAGAAACAGCAGCUUCUUGACAAAGCUCUGACAACAGCGGAGAGCCUGACCAAUAACAAUGAAGCAGAGCUGCAGCGUUGCUGUGAGGCGAGACAGCAGGAGAUCGACCACGUGCAGCAGGUCCUGCAGACCAAGAUACAACUCCUGCAGGAGGAGGCUCAGUUAGCACGGAGCGAGGCUGAACGCAUGGCCAGUCUUGCAGAAUCCUGCUCCCAGCAUCCCCCUGUCACCAUGGAGCCCAUCACCAAGGAGAUGUCUGUUGCUAAGAGCUCCAAACCUCCCAUACUGCUGCCUGACAACAGAGAUAGCAAAAGGAUUGAGGAGCUCACUGCGGCAGUGCGCCGUAAGGAGAUGCUGAUACGGGAGUUAACGGAGGAGAGGAGCUCUCUGAGAGAGAGAGUCACAGAGAUGGACGAACAGCUCCAAGAGCUCUCUACCUCGCUACUGCAGAAAGAGAGAGAUGCAGAGUUUUAUCAGGAAGAGCUGGGCCGUGAGAGGCUGCGUGUCCAACAGGAGAUGCAGUCUCUGAUUGAAGAGCAGCAGUCUCAGCUGAACCAGUAUGAAUCCGCAGCAGGCCAGUGCGUGAGUGAACUGCACAAGGCUCAGCUACAGGUUCAGUCCCUCCAGAAUAAGAUCCACGACAGCGAAACAAGCAACAAGAGGCUGCAGGAAAACCUGAGUGAGAUGGAGACUGAGCUGCGUUCUAUUAGACAGGCAGCUCAGAAUCAGGAGAGGACCAUCCAGAGCCUCACCGAAAGUCUUAAUACUAAGGAGACAGAGACACAGGAGUUAUAUCAGGUUAUAGAAGGACAGAACACCACCCUGUGUAAGCUCCGAGAAAUAGCCCAUCGCAGUCAGCUCCAACAUACACAGGUUCUAGAAGGGGGUGACCUGCAGGGUGAGGUGGUGGCACUACAAAGCUCUCUCUUCUGCUGCCAGCUGGAGCUGGAGGCCAGUCAGCGAGCACAGAGACAGAGCCAGAGGGUGGAAGAGGACCUGACACACUCCCGUGACCGCCUACACAGUGACCUAGAGGCAGCACUGCAGCACAGAGAGACCACCGAAAAGUACAACCAGGAUUUACGCAGCACAGUUCAGCAGCUGCGUUCAGAGCUACAGGUGAAGGAAGCCCUGCUGAAGGAGGGCGAGGCCGAUAAACACUCUGCGAUUUUAGCCCAAGAAAAAACCAUCACGGAGCUGCAGUUUUCGUUAAGGGAGAAGGAGAGAAUCGUGCAGGAGUACUCAGAGCUGCUGGACCAGCCUGCUGAGACUGGCCGACCCCGAGACGCCCUGCUGGACAAACUAAAGAGUCGCAUCCGUGACCGGGACAGAGCCCUGGAGCGCUCUAUAGAUGAGAAAUUCCGCUGCUUGGAGGAGAAGGAGACGGAGGUGCGCAAGCUGCAGUUAGCGCUCCGGGAGAAAGAGAGAGACCUCGAGAGACUGCGUUGUAUUUUGACCAACAAUGAGGAGACAAUAACGAGCCUGGAUGGUCUGAUGCGCAGUAAGGAGCUGGAGUUGGAGCAGACUCAGGAAGCGUGCCGGAAGCUGCAGUGGCUCAAACAGCAGUGCGACGAGAAACACACAGUCGCUCUGCACGAGAGAGACACCGUCAUCGCACAGCUUCACACCGCACUACACACACGCAGCAAAGAGACCGAGGACCUGACGGCGGCGCUGUUGGCUAAGCUCUCCCCCAGCCCUAACGAGGUAGUGGAUGAGCUGAAGUCACGUCUGGCACUGAAAGAGCGCCUCUUCCAGGAAGUGCUGUCCGAGCGCAGCAGGCAGACUCAGGAGCACCACACGCUGAUCCAGGACCUGCUCGAUACAAUCAGCUCCAGAGACCAGUACAUCAAGGAGAGUGGCGAAAGAUUGAGGCGGGUGAUAACGGAGAGGACCGGGCAGCUACAGGAGACGCGCAGGCAUCUCUCAUCACGGGAACAGGAGCUAAGGGAAGUGACACGGGAGAGGGAGAAGGAGAGAGAAAGAAGAGUUCCACUGGCCAUGGAGAUGGAGAGACUUCAGAGUAUACUAAGAGAGAAAGAAAGCCUUAUACAGGAUCUGAUGCAGAGUCAGGAAGAGGCACAGGCAACCUCCAGAUCAUCAGCAACAACACUAAGAUCGGGGGAUAGCAGCUCAGACCUGGAGAUGCAGGCUGUUAAAGAGGAGCUUCAGAUUGCCCUGAGGAAAUACAGAGAGACAGAGCGGGAGCUUUCAGAGUUAAGAUCUGCUUCCACCAAAAAGCCUGAAAAUCGCAUUACUACUGACCCCCAGAGUGCUCUGGAGCAGUUAGUAUCAGAGUACCAGCAGCUGAACCAGGCUCUGAGAGCCGAGAAGAAGCUCUACCAAAACCUGAACCACGUGCAGUCCACAGGAGACAGUGUGGAGAAGACUCAGGCGCUGCACGUGGAGCUGGACACGGUUCAGGCACUGCGCGGACAGCUGGAAGAGGUCCUGAGCAGGACCCGAGACACAGCUCUGGCACUGGACAGGGCAGCUAAGGCCCAUGCUGACUAUGGAGAGUUUAGCACAGACGAGGAUGAGGACGAGAUCAACGAUGAUGAAGAUGAAGGCAGUAGCAGUGAAGAAUUCACCGACAGCAUAGAAGAAGAUGUGAAACUGACCGCUGAGAGUUUGGCUAGCACAGAGCAGAAUGCUGGGGUGUCUGGAGGGCCAGUGAGCAAGAGGAUAUCCCAGGAGGCCAUGAGGGGUGGAUGGCAGAAUGAGGUGGAGCAGAAGAAAAGAGACGAGAGAGAGACAGGAGAAGGGAAAAGCCAGCUCAGCCAGGCUGGCUGUGCGUCACUCUGUCAGGACAGAUGUACUCUACCGAAACUGCGAGAGGAAGACCGCAAGCUGGAACUGAGCGGCUCCGAAUCCGGUACAGAAAGGAACGUAUCUGUGAAGUGCAGAAGGUGGGAGCAAAGUGAAACAGACAGGCUGAACCCCCAUGACCAGCAGCAAACCCACAUGCUCAUAGAGGAAGAAGAGGAUGAAUAUGAUGAUGACGAUGAUGAAGAAGAGGAGGAAGAGGAGGAGGACAUGCGGGCCCCUCGGGGGAAGCGUGGCCUCCCGAAUGUGACUCUGAGGGAGGGAGCGGGGAAAAGGAGGUGCAACAGACCGCACUCUCUGGACCUCGGAGUCCUGCUGACUCUCAAAGCUACGGGUGAAUCCGGAGCACAGGACACAGAGGGAGAAAGUGGAGGUUCUACAGGGUUCUGGAAGCAUGUCGAAGCGGGACUACGCGAGCAGGCGGAGCGUCUCCGUAGCGACCUGGCUCUGAGCCGCCAGGAAAGCAGAGAGCUCCGGGAGAGACUGAUGGUGUCUGAGGCCACCGUACAUGCACAGGCUGACCAGCUCAAGGAGUACAGAGAACUACUGACGGAGAGUGCAGUCCAGCAGGACAGUAAGCAGGUGCAGGUGGAUCUGCAGGAUCUGGGCUACGAGACCAGCGGCCGCAGUGAGAAUGAGGCAGAGAGAGAAGACACCAGUAGCCCCGAGUUUGAUGAUGCAGAGUUGUGCAACUCUCUUUCCCGGCCGUCGUACGGCGGCGUCGGUAAUUCACUGCGUCAGCAUGGUGACAGUUCCCAGCCGAACGACUUGUUGGUGCAGGACCUGCGUGCGCAGCUCUCCCGCUGUCACAAAGUGAUCCGUGGACUGCAGGUCCGCGUGCGCUCACUCUCCGCUACCUCCGACUACGCUUCCAGCCUUGAACGCACACCGCGCAAGGUAAACUGGGCCUUCCAAGAGUCUCCUGCCCACACCGGUUUGGAGGACGAUGAGGGCUGGCACUCGGACGGGCCAGCCCUUGGACCACUGAAGUCCAACAGGGAGCUGCAGGAGCUGGUGUCACGUGUGGCAUCGCUGGAGAACCAAAUCCUCAGCAGCAAAUUGGAAGAAAAAAGAGGGACGGAGGAGGGGAAGAGUGCCACGUGGCCUGGAAAAUACAACACGCUGAUCCAGGCUCAGGCUCGGGAGUUAUCGCACCUGCGACAGAAGAUGCGUGAGGGACGAGGAAUUUGCCACAUCCUCGCGCAGCACCUGGGCGACACCACCAAGGCGUUCGAAGAGCUGCUCCGGGCCAACGAUAUCGAUUACUACAUGGGCCAGAGCUUCCGAGAACAGCUUUCCCAGAGUUCCUCACUCACACAGAGGAUCGGCAUUAAGCUCAGCGGACGAGAUCGGACAGAAGUGCAGGAUGACAAAAUGGGCCACGAGCUAUUAGCUUUAAGGUUGAGUAAGGAGCUCCAACAAAAGGACAAGAUAAUCGAGUCUCUCCACACAAAGCUGCAGCAACGCCCUGACACGCCCUCCAGCAGCCACGCCCCCUCUGAAACAACAGACCAAUCUGACCGCACUUCCUUUGUGUCAGAUGAAAGGGCCUCGAUAAAUGAGGAUCUGGAACUGUGUUCUGAUGUGGAUGCCGUCAGCGAAUACGCCCAGGAGGAACCAGCUCCUAGAUCAACUAAUGCAGACCGCCCCUCCUUCCUCCCUGUCCCUCCCUCUAUUCAGUCCCAUAUCACCCCCUACAGGCCAAAGGAGAGUAAGACAGGUGUGUAUUCUUCUCCCUUGUAUGGUUCUUUGCCCUUGGCCCAGACGCACCUCUGGUCCAACUCCUCAAAUAACUUAAGCUCUGACCCACUGCCUUUUUUUGGGCCACUGACACAACAGCAGCACCAGCAGGGUCCAUGCAGACUGCCAGUCCGAAGUUUUAGUUUACCACAUUCACUGAGCAGCUAUCCACUGAUGGGCUCUGCACUACCUGAUCCCACACAUUACACCCAGCUAUCUCAUCAUUCCCUUCACCAGCCCCAGAAAUCAGAGAGCAGCCUGGUAGGGAGCAAUGCACCAUGGGAUAUGGACAACAUGGUUCAGCCAAUCAGAGGCUUCACUGGAGCACCUGGUUACCAGUCAGGAAACAGCCAUUCGGGUGUGGACCUGAUCGAGGAGCAUCUGUGUGAGAUCCGUACGCUGCGUCAACGUCUGGAGGACUCCAUCAGGACCAACGAGAGGCUGAGACAGCAGCUGGAGACUCGUCUGGCCAAUGCUGCCAGAGAUGGAGCAGCACCCACAAAUAUCUACAUCCAAGGCCUGGACACUGUCACCCAGCUGUCCAGUGAGAUCCGUAUGCUGAAGGAGGAGAAUCUGAGUCUCCAGUCCAGACUGCAGGCGAGCAGGGACAACAGCGAGGAGGUGGAGCAGUUGCGGGAGGCGGUGCUGUCUGGGAGGGCGCGGCUGAAGCAGGCAGAGCUAGAGGCGGAGCAGUGGAAGGAGGAGCUGAGGAGGAUUCAGACACAUAGCUGUGAACAGGGUCAGCAGAUUCAGCAGCUACGUCAGGAGAGGCAGAGCAACCACGAGCACAACAACAGGUUGCAGCAUGAGGUCAGUCUGCUCCAGCAGCAGCUCUCCGAAAGCAGGCAGCUGCUGCACUCGCUGCAGUGUGAACUCCAGCUAUACGACCGGGUGUGUGCAGGGAGCAAGGGCGCCCCCACAGGUUACCUCUCUGAGCUGCCGUACUCCUCUGCUCCAGCUGUGGGAGAACUCAACCAGUUGCUGGUGGAGGUCCGGGCUCUACGAGCCCAGCUGGAGCGCAGCGUCCAGGAGAACAGCGCUCUGAGGAUACAGCUGCAGAAACAGCUGGAGCAACAGCUGUCCUCAGCCGGUCUGGAGCCGAGACCUUCAUCCCUCAUGCCAGCCAGCCCCCUGCGGGAUGCCCUCUACAGGAGGCAGCUGCUGCACGACCCGUCUCCCUCUCCACCAGUGAGGGACGUUGGUCCGUUCCCUUCCGGUCCCCCGUGUUCUCCUUAUUCGGAGCUUGAGGAGAGCUCACUCACAGCUAUCGACUCUCUGGAGCCUCAUGCAGAUUUGGAGGGUGAUGCCCCCGAUGGUUCGUUCGCUAACCGGAACGGGCGCCAUGCCAUCGGGCACGUGGAUGACUUCAGCGCUCUACAGCAGCAGGUUAUGGAGGGCAGAGGGCUGGUGCAGAGGAUGGAGGCCAUGCUGAAUACCUGCCUUAACACUGCACUAAUGGAAGUCAAUACCGGAAAGGCUCUGGAUUAUGGCAGCGUGAAGACUCUUUUAGCCAACACCAAGACUCUGAGGCAGAUUCUGGAAGAGGCCGUGUCCCUGCUCAAGAUGUUCUGGAGAGCGGCGCUUCCCAGCAGUGACGGCCACGCCCAGUAUCUCCAGAAAGAGCAGUCGAUGAAAGAGGAGAUCCGGUGUCUGCGCAUGAGGAUAGCGGAGCAGGAAGAGGUUCUGCAGAACACCAUACAGAGACUGAGGAGCACCAACCGCACUAAAGAGAGCAUGGAGACCUUCAUCGUCAGCCAACUAUCCAGGACUCGAGAUGUCCUGAAAAAAGCCAGAGCCAAUCUGGAGAAGAACGAGCUCAGGAUUUCUUCUUUAAGCGCCUCCUCUUCCUCCCUUUACCAUGGUAAAGUCGUCAAAGGUGCCUAUCCAGGGUCUUCUGAUAGGGAUGGCGUGACCUCUGCGAUCGCCAUGGAAACCUCCAUUUCAAGACUCGCCAAGAAGCGCACCAGGGAGUGCCUUCACUAAGCCGACGACCUAAACCAGCCAGGACAAGCUCCACCACCUGUCCUUAUCCUCUCAGAUCAUCUUUCCUCUUAUUUACCUCUUAUCCCUUCUUUUCCCUGCCCUUAUCUUUGCCUUACCUUGAUGUAUAUAAAAAAAAAAUGUUUUUUUUAAAGGACUCGUCAGACUACAGUUUGCCAUGUGAGACGGAUAUUGCGCGUGUCCUGGCUGCUAUAGAACGUUAGCAUUUGUGAAAAGAAAUUUUCUAAACACGCAAAUGACGCACAGAACUUCGAAAUCGGUCACUACAGGAGAACUUAGACUUUAUACUGAGUGCGUGGGGGAAGUGGAUAUUUAUGUUGCAGCUACACAUACUGCCAGUAAAUCCCGUUGAGAAACUCAGGGAUUUGAGGCAAAGAAACACUAAAAGCCACAUUUCAUACUGUAGGUGAGACAGAUCGUCAGGAUCGUCAUGCACUGAACUAACCGGUGCCUACGUUAAAGGCUCAAGCAGCCGUCACCGAAGACGUGCCACGUCUAUUCACAAUAAGCUCCGAGUUAACUAACAAAGAGCACAGUGCGAGGAAACACUUGAUUGGGUUUACUGUCGAAAUAUUAUCGUCUGAAACUCGCUGCCGGAGCCGUCGCUGAUUGCCGCUUUAAUCGAGUUUUAAUCAAACAAGCAUGUGCAAUGCAACCGUGCCAGCUUUCACUGACACCGGAACUGUGUGUUUUUAUAACAAUGAAAGACCGUCAGUGCAAUAUUAUGACUUGUAUUCUUACUCGUAUUAUCCUGUAAUACUACUGAAAUUGUUCUUGGACAGUAUUUGCAUGGGGGAGGUAGAGAGGGAGAAAAAAAAGAGGAAAAUAUCACCUUUGUGUCGUGCUGUAAGGUGAAGUUCACCAAUACUUGCCAAAGUUUGAACUCCUGGUUCCCCUUUCAUAUCACCUUGUCCGCGUGAUUAACCAAGACGUUCAUCAGAUCUCUAUUUUAUUUUAUUUCAGCGCCAUCUGAAUCUGAAAGCGAUAUUUCGGACAUGCCUCGAUUAAGGAGAACGAUUUUAAUAUCGCUGGAUCACAUAUUAGAUUUUUUUUUUUCUUUUCUUUAAAAGCUCAUCAGCAAGUGAGCGUGUGAAUUAGGACCAAAUCAUGUUUCUGCCAUUCACAGCAAGGACACAAUAAAGGUUGGUAACAUCUGUGAAAUUGGGAGUCGUAUAGAAUAGAGCUAAAAAUAAAUAAAAAGUCACACCUUACUUACGUGCUUAAAAUGCAGUAACAAACUUUGGCAAGGAUACGGUGGGUCCAUAAUUAUGCUACUGAUGCCACAAAUAGAAGUCACAGUUUGAGGUGUUCCUUAGCUGCUUGAGUAUGUUUGCUGGGGUUCUUUUUUUUUUCUUCCUUCCCUUCAGUGCUGUAUAUAAUUCGCUCUAUGCUACAGAGUCAUUGUGUGGUUCACUAUUUUAUUUUAUUUUUGCUCUAUAUGCAA